UAAUAUCACAAUGGGGCAGAAAUCAAAUGCAAUUUUUUUUAAGAAAAAAAUUAUUGACAAGUCAUUAUGAAAAAUAGAAAACAGAAAAAUUACUAAUGCGUGGAAUUGUACUAAAAUUGAUGAACUGAGGAGGAAUAUGAUUGGAUGUAAAGUGUAUUUCUUAAUUUGGGAGGGAAAAUAUUCCCUCACCUGACAAGGACUGGAUGGAAUGAGUUGUUGCAGAGACUUCACCAGGCUCAAACCCUCCCUUCAUGUGGCGCAGGAGAACUUCAACAGCUAACAUGACUCCAAGACUAUUCUAACUGGUGGAUAUGCGUUCACAAGUUGGCUUCCAAUCUUAUCAGGAGGGCCACCCCACCUCCAAGCAUUCCCCCUAUAAGGACCUUUGAACUUUGACUCUUGGAGGAAAGCCUGUAUGCAAAACUGUGACUGCUAUGCUAAAGACUAUCAUAUGUUCUCUUUUUUUUGUGUGUGUAUUUUACUCUGUUUUCUUGAUUUUCAUCAUUCACUGGACGUUUGGAGUACAGGAGGAUCAAAACAGCUGUAUCUCCCUAAUCUUUUUGCACACACAGAUAUAAACACACCUUUACACCACACACACUCUGCACCACCUGUCAUGCCAAAGAUCAUGAACUUGGUUGCUAACUGCAGAGAAGGAAGCCAUGACAACUAUCAACGGUUAUGUGUCAUAUUCAUUUUAAAAUGGGACUGUUUUAGAGUGGAGAAAAAUCUAGGGGAUUGUGCCUGAAUCCAGCAUCAAAAAGGAGCUUUUUAAAAUACGUUGAUGUCACCUACAAACACAAAAACUAAAACAUUUUCAGAAGAAGAGACCAUAUAGUUUUUGACAGGUGGCUUUUCUUUAACACCUUAGUAUGUGUUUGCAUAGACAAUCUAUGGGUUUAUCUUUAGAGUUUAAGCAAAGAUGAGUGGUUACUAAAGAACCGCCUAAUUUCCCUCAGAAAUGAUGCAAAGUGAGUGUAAUAUUUGUGUAUUGUGAGGAAAAUGUCUACUUAAAAAAAAAAAAAAAAAAAAAACUUAGAAAAAUGUGUCUCUAAAUGACUAUAACUCACAGGUUUGGAGCAUUGAUAAGGAUGAAAGGUUCAGCCAAAUUUUGCUCUUCAGUGUGCUGUUUUCACAAACUUACGAGGAUCCAUAAGGAGAAGUUGACUGUUUUCUUCUCCUCCCUCAGUUCAUGAUGUUUUUAUAUCUUUUUAAUCGUGCCUUGUUUCUUCAAUGCAGUCAUGUCACUCCAAUGCAGUCACCUUAUGUACUUAAUUCAAAUGUAAUCAACUACAGGAGAAUCUCUCAGUUAAACCUAGACGCUGCAAAAAUGACACUCCCAACAAACACACACAAAGCAGCUCGAGUGAUGGCAAUCUCCUCUGGUGCGCAUUCUUGCAUUCAGCUUCUAGUCACAGAUACUUGAUGUCACCAUUGGGGAGGGGGUUAUUUCCUCAUCACCUGUAAAUAACAUUAAUUUUUGAAUAAUUAGGUUGUUGUUUGUUGUAUAUUUAAAGACUUCUAUGAUGAAUAACAGAGUCAGACAGUACAGCGUUAAGGUAGUUUAUUUUUAAGCCAAUUUAAAAAUGUCAAAGAGACUAAAGCCAAAAUGCGAGAAGGGAGCUUUCAAGCCUAAACCUUAACUGUCAUUAGCCUGCAGACCCUGAAGCAGGUUCACAUUAUCGAGCAUGCAUGCACAUACAGAACAACAGCUGGGACAGUUAGACACACCCUGCCUGUUCAGAUUUUUUAAGGGUCAGAAAUAGGAAACCCAGACUGAUGUUCUGCUGUUACUUUGUUUGCCUGUGUUGGUGGCACACACUCAUUUGACCCUUUAUAUUAUUAGUGAACUGGUCCUGUGUUAUCAUUGUUCAUCACAGUUGCCUUUGUUGCAUGAAAAUCCUUUUAAAAGACUUUGUGGUUUGUUGUUGGUGAUAAUGUUAAUGAUGCUGUUGUUUUGUGUUUUUUUUUUAUAUAUAAUUUUGUUUUUAAAAGCCAAAGGUUACUUUAGCUUGCACAGUUAUAAAUUUUUACUUUUUUUCUGUUUAAUACUUUUUGUUUGUUUUUAGGGAAACAAUGGCUGUUUACACCUGUAUCUGAAAAUAUAGAUUGCAUAUAUAAAUACAUAUAUCAUUCAUCUGUCUGUGAGUUUGAGUUUUGAUAUAAGUAAAUCAAAUUUAAUGGACAGUUUGACCACUCAGCACACACACACACUGCUAGAAAAUAAGAUUGCCUAUCACAUGCUGUCCUUAACAAAGAGUGGGAUGUGGUGGGAAUUGUGUUGGGUUACUGGAACUCUCCUGUUUGUGAACAGAUGAAGCUGUGACAGUAGGAAGCUUAUUCAGGGAUUGUUUGAGCAAAGGUGUUUUUUGUAGUGGGGUACCCCACGGGAGGGGGGCAUUACAUUGCAAAGGUAAACAGGUUUUUAAUCAUUCAGAGCAUGUUUGAAACUUGGGAAGAGUCGAGAAAAUGCUGGAAGCCACUGACAUGAGAUUAUAAGUAGAAGAGAAAGCUGUCAGUGACACAGAGCAAAGCCCAGCUGUUGCACAGACCCAGUCAGAUCCUAUUUGUCAGGCAUCAUCUUUUAUUUCCUCUCACCAUCAGUGUUCUCUUUGCAUCUGUCAGGUUACUAAAACUGAAGCCAUGCAUCCCCAGCGUCCUCUUCCUCAGGCAAUGCCCUCCUCCUCUUUGGGGCAGCACUUACGGGACAUGGCUAUGGGUCUGGGACGAGGCAAGAACUUACUGGGAGGAAACUUUGCCUACGGUUUCAUCCAGUCGAUUAAGGAGUGCCUUUAUUUCCUUCUCUGCUGCUGGUGCAUCAAGGAGAUUCUGGACUGAGACUGAAAGAGUAUAUCAAGUGGCAAAAGAUUGAUUUUUCCCAUUUAUCUGGUAGUUACCACAGUGAGGUUUCACCCAGUGUUAAUUUAAUCAUAAAUGGGAGUGUUUCAUCAACAAACCAUUGUUUUCAUAGCAUUCUCCUUUGGGGAUAGAAGAAUCACACCUGCACAUUUCAAGAUGCCACUGAAGUCCAUGGCUGGACAGGGUUCAAGUUUUCAGUUUUCACUCUGAAGCUCUGAGAUUUUGAAGACUGUGAUGGCACCAUGAUAUUAACUGUACAACACAAACUGGUGUGGCAAUGAAUAAAUGAGCUAAUGAACAUACAACAUAUUACCUUUA
Messenger RNA from Melanotaenia boesemani (Boeseman's rainbowfish), 3177 nucleotides. RefSeq names its product lens epithelial protein. The transcript is spliced from 2 exons. The coding region runs from base 2644 to 2838 and encodes 64 amino acids. The record is from RefSeq and is a predicted model, not a curated record. Gene Ontology annotation, biological process: multicellular organism development. NCBI's taxonomy places the organism in Eukaryota, Metazoa, Chordata, Actinopteri, Atheriniformes, Melanotaeniidae.